Ogataea polymorpha is the source of this 4255-nucleotide messenger RNA. RefSeq lists its product as uncharacterized. Bases 2847 to 3296 code for a protein of 149 amino acids. Gene Ontology annotation, biological process: endosome organization. NCBI's taxonomy places the organism in Eukaryota, Fungi, Ascomycota, Pichiomycetes, Pichiales, Pichiaceae. Gene Ontology annotation, cellular component: BLOC-1 complex. The transcript has a single exon. The record is from RefSeq and is a predicted model, not a curated record.
AAGAGUCACUCUACAGUUGCUCUCCGAUCACGAGAUCCAUGCUGAAUGCUGAAUGCUGAUGACCAAUUGUCUUCAAGAAACAGCACUUUGCAUCGUUCACCCGCCGCGGUACAGCAAAAUCCACAAACUUGUCGAGCACAUUUUUUGGACUUGCUGCGUUUGUGGGGCCAAUUGGGUUGCUUGAAUUUGUAAGGCUGGAUUAGGAAAUCGCAAUCAUUUCAGAAUCGUUGCGGUGCGAGGAGUGACUGAUAUAGGCUACGGUUAUUUCCUUCUCAAAGCGGGCUGUGCAACAAUCUUUUUCUUAUGGUGUUCUCUCACAAACUGUAAGUAGUCGUCAUUGUUGUUGUCUGACCGUCUAGAUCGUACUGGAUCCCAUUUUGCUCGGCAAAACAGGCCCGCAUUGCACAGAGCUCGCUCCAGCCCGACCCGACGCUCAAGCCCAGCGAGCUGCAGGCUGUUUACACCGUCGACGACAACGUCCUCACCAUCACGUUCGACGGAGUUUCCGAGAGAGCGAUUAGGGUCGCGGCGAACAACACCAUCGAGAACCUGAAAACGGUGAUUGAGUGUUUGGAAGAGUUUGAAAUUAAGUCUUGUUAAAUUACACCAGUCUCUCUUCAAACCUAAGUUCGUCCAAAGGCUCGAGACCAAUAAGGAUACGCAAGAAGUUGUCCAGGCCCUGUCUCUGCUUGUUGAGCCCGUUGAUGGCCUGGUAGCCCGGCCGAGUAAGCGGAGCCUUGAGCCAGUAGCUCAAGAAACUCAGCACAGAGUACAUGUCGGCAUACUUGUUGUCAGAAACCUUUUUGUAGGUGACUCUGGACAAAAACUCGGUCAUGACCAGCAAAUCGAUGAUUAAAGGUGUGGCUAGCAACGAGUCCUCGCAAACGUUGUGAAUGCUGAUUCUGUUGUGGCCUCCUAACAUUAGCUCGGAAUAGUACUCGUCCAUUGCAACCUUGGAGUCUCCAACUGCAUUCAGGUACUUGAUCACAAUGCAGUGGUCGAUUUUUCUGCCCAGCUUGUCGUUGUACAGAAUCUCGUUCGACGCAAUCACGUCGUCCACCACAGACGCCUUGGAGAUCUCCUUGGACCGGAACUGUCUAGGCGACGAGAGAUUGUAUCCGUCGUUGUUUCCCAGAUGGUUGUAAGAUGCAAUGGAAACUGGCCGAAUUCCCGCAUCGACCAAAAACUGUGCCAGCACAGACUUCAGCUUGGUCUGACCGCUCUUGAAGUCGUCUCCGCCAAUGUAGGUGCAAUUAUUUUCGGCAAGCUCAAUAACUCCAGGAACGAAAGUGUUCUGUGGACUUCCGUUGAUGUAAGGGACGUGCUCCAGGAUACUGGCCACGGCAAACACCGUGCUAGGCGCGAUCUCCUCGUGGUCCUUCUUGAUGGACUCGAGCAGGUUUUCUGCCGUGUCGUUCACACCUGACACCACAUCCGCGUAUCUCUCGGUGUUGGCCGUCCACAGGACGAUGACCUUGUCGAGCUUGUUGGCGGCCUUGAAUUCGCGGAUAUCCUUCCUGAUUUGCUCAACAUGGCUCCACUUGCCGGUGGUGUGAAUCUCACCGUUAACUCUGUUGAAGCAGUUAUUUGCUCUUUCGUCCUGGUUGGCAGCAAUGAAGUCUGGGUAAUAAAUCGACUUCAGCGGCACGAUCUCCUUCAUCUGCUCUUUGAGCUUCUCCUGAAGGUCGUACUCCAAGACCUGUGCCUUUUGCAUGGCGACAGCGAGAUUGUCGCCGUUGAUGUCCCAGCCGCCAACGACAAAAUCGUUAGGGUUCACCAUAGGAAGCAACGAAUUGAAGGGAGCAUACACAUCUUGGCCCUUGGAGUUGAUGCCGAGCUUGAUGGUGGACGACUGAGUGACCGAGCCGUAGUAAUUGGCAGUCUUGAGUCCCUCUUUUGUGUGGAAUUGCAGCUGGUUCCUGUUGGCAAGGAUGGAAGCAACAAACGUGGUUCCGUUGUUUCCUCCUAAGCCAACGAGCAUGACACCCACUUUAGGGACUUUGAGGUCAACCUUGAAGUGGUAUGGCUCUUCAAAAGGCUUGACAGCGAAAGAGCCGUCGGACUGCUUGUCAACUAUGGCGUUUUUGUACACAUAGUUGGUGACGAGCUCGCUUUCGGAGAAUUUGGCUUUGUCUGUCUGCACUUUAACUUUAGGGACAAAUUGGACUGUCAUGAUGAAUUCGAUGGUUGCAUAGGGGGGAAAGCAUGCGUAUUUAUAGCGAGAGCCGCCAGACAUGAGCUGGAGCUGCCCUUGUAGCUGGACAGCACAUCUCGGCGAGUUCGCCGAAAUUCUCACACUGUGAUUGGCCAUCGGCGAAAAACACACUCGCCCAAAAUGGAAAUUUUGGCCGUGGAGCAGCCCCGCGCACCGUGUCCUCUCCCAACAGCAUGUGCGCGCAUAAUACCGGCAGAACCACAAAGAAUGCUCUUCUGCCUCGUUUGAGAUCGAAUUGGGAAGGUGUGCGACAGCUGAUUCGCAGCUAACAACACAUAGCCGUCUCUGAUUGGCGGAGGGACUGCCAGACCUGCUUUUUUGCGCCUUGAUUUAUGCUGCAAAUGAUGCAAAAAGGUAGCUGGAGGUUUUCGGAAUGUGUUGGGCUCGCUCUUGUUCCUAGUUCCGUAGGGGGUUUCACAUGAGCCUCUUUUUGAUAAUUUAUUCUGGCACUCUAACCAUAGACUACAAAUUUCCGACAUGGCUCUGUCACUAGUCGGUAGCAAUUGUGCACAUACAAGCUUGACAGUAGCAUUUCUUGGGAAUCCUCGACAAGUUACCUGUCAGGAUUUGAGCUGCCCCUUCUCUUUGGGCUAGCUCUAUAUUAGAUGGACUCCUCACACCAAUUAAUUUUAUGGAUGACCAGAGUUCACAAAUAACAGUAAGAACGAGCACCUCGACCAUCCAUGCGGUCUCCUUGCAUGGCGAUCCGUCUGCGGGCUCAGCUUCUCUUUCUGCACCGGAAGAAACAGAGUUGGACGACGACGAUGAUGAUGAUGACCCGCUAAAAGUGAAAGAGCUGUCGCUAGCUUUUGACUAUCUGAUGUUCAAAAUACAGGACCAGGCUAGCCAGCUAAGCGAACGGGUAGAGUCACACGUUAUGCGCUCAAAAAUAGAACACGAACACGACAUCCAGGCGAUACAGAAUAAGUUAGUCCAGAUCAAGCAGUUAUUGGGCCAUUGCGACCAGAUAAACCUGGAAAUUGAUAAGCUUGAACAAUUGAACAUGAUAACCAAAGACUUUCACCAGCGUCUCAUAGCGGUGCAGAGCCGAAUGAACGCGCACGCUCGAAAAUUUAAAUAAUGCGGUCGUUACUUUAAUUUACACUAUUUCGCCCAUCAUACAUCUACUGUCUCUUCUUUGUACCGGCCGAUUGCCUUCUUCACAUGUUGCUCCUCCACCAUUUUUUGCUUCAAUUGCUCCAGUCGAGUCUUAAACCUAACGCUGGCAAGAACAGCCAGGGCCACAGCACGGAAAGUCCGCUUGGGUUUUUCCUUGCUGAUUCCGCCCAGUUUCUGAAGACUGGCCACGACGCGCUCUUUACUCUCCAGCUCCCGCGUGAGAAAGUUGGCCACAAAUUUGAGAUCAGAAUUGCAGUCCUUAUACUGUUGCAACUUGAUCUUGAACAGCUGUUUCUGGCUCUCUAGCAAAUUGACACGGGAGUCCAGUGAGUGGUCACGCGAUUUUAGCGAGCGCUGAGGACUGACUGGAGAAAGUGGGUAUUCAGUCUUCUUCAUUUGCUUGCUCAGAAGCACUUCUUGCGCGGCCUUGGAGCGCUCGAGCUUGGCACGCACCUCGUCUAGCUCUCGGGAAAGAGAAUUCUUUUCUUUGCGAAGCGCGUCGUAUCUGUUCAGUAAGUCGUUCUUCAUUUCGUUGUAGUCAUCCACAAGCUUCUUGAUCUCCAUAUCCUUGAGUUCUAGCUCUUUUCGCGAGCCCCGAGAGUUCAAUUUAUAUUUCAAGUCCUCGAGUUCGGUGGUGAGUUUCAGGUUUUCUUCGCUGACGCGCUGUUGAUCACUAUCAAGCGAGGAGAUCGACUCCACAAGCUGUUUCCGCUCCUCAAGAGCAUCAUCCAGCUUCCAAUUCAACUCAGCUAGCUCUUUCGUCUUCAUUGAAAGCUCGGUUUUCAAAGCAUCGCACUCCCUGCGUAAUUCCCUGAUCUCCAAGCUAUCUGACUUCUCCAAAUCAUCCCUUGCCUUUAUCGACUCAAGCUGUCGUCUUAGACGAUUGUUUUCACGCAAACAAUCACUAUACUUCUCCUCGAG